Molecule: messenger RNA, 837 nt
Organism: Orbilia oligospora ATCC 24927
Lineage: Eukaryota; Fungi; Ascomycota; Orbiliomycetes; Orbiliales; Orbiliaceae
Exons: 3
Coding region: 1-837 (278 amino acids)
Cellular component (GO): membrane
Source: RefSeq, a predicted model, not a curated record
AUGUCAUCGCCACCAUCGAAGGCCUCCGGCCCCCUACCUGCCCAUGUCUACGACGAGGAAGCGCCUCCAUCAUACCACGAAGCAGGUAGCAGCAGUCGAGCCCAAGAAUCUGCCGAACCCCUCCUCGGGAGCCCACGAUUCGACCAACCAGACGACGCUUUCCCACCAGAUUACAAGACUGUCGUCGCAGAAUCGUCCCUUGCGAUCCGCCAACGCUUCGUUUCUAAAGUCUACAGUAUUCUGUUCUUCCAGCUCCUCGCCACUGGUAUCGUCUCCGCCGCUACAUUCUACUCAGCCGGCUUCAAAACAUGGAUUCAAACAAACGGCUGGAUGAUGUGGAUCAGUUUGUUAGGAAGUAUCGGAGCCUUGAUCGCAGUCUACAUGAAACGUAAAUCCUACCCAACAAACUACUACCUCCUCGGCCUUUUCACCGCCUUCGAAGCCUACUCCGUCGCCGUAAUAACCUCUUUCUACGACUCCAAAAUCGUGCUCGAAGCUGUUGUCAUCACUGCUGUUGUCUUCGCCGGUCUAACCCUCUUCGCCUUGCAAACUAAAUACGACUUUACACAAUGGCAGGGGAUCUUGUUCACCUCGUUGUGGAUUUUAAUCGGAGCCGGCUUUAUCAGCAUGUUCUUUAGCCAUGGAAGCAGUUUUGAGAUGGUUUACAGCGUGGGCGCGGUGGUUAUUUUCUCCGGCUAUGUGUUGGUGGAUACCCAAAUGAUUAUGCACCACUUCACACCAGAUGAGGAGGUUGCUGCGGCCAUUAGCUUGUACCUUGAUAUUAUCAACCUCUUCAUCAACAUCCUCAGGAUCUUGAAUAACCAGAAUAGUAACUAA